Messenger RNA from Octodon degus (degu), 418 nucleotides. RefSeq names its product spexin hormone (gene Spx). The record is from RefSeq and is a predicted model, not a curated record. Bases 1 to 411 code for a protein of 136 amino acids. Gene Ontology annotation, biological process: positive regulation of gastro-intestinal system smooth muscle contraction. Gene Ontology annotation, molecular function: neuropeptide hormone activity. Gene Ontology annotation, cellular component: cytoplasm. NCBI's taxonomy places the organism in Eukaryota, Metazoa, Chordata, Mammalia, Rodentia, Octodontidae. The transcript is spliced from 7 exons.
AUGCGUGUGAAUGCUGACAUGAACAUGCACUGGGCAGCUCAUAGUAAAAGCAAAGGCGAUGAUGCUGAUGGACCCAGCGGUCUGGCGGCGACGGUCUUGGCUCUUCUCCUCUUCUCUGUUCUCGGAGACACCCGCGGAGCUCCGCAGAGACCUUUGGAGAGAAGGAACUGGACCCCGCAAGCUAUGCUGUACCUGAAGGGGGCACAAGGGCGCCGCUUCCUCUCGGAUCAGAGUCGAAGGAAAGACCUCUCUGACCGGCUGCCUCCAGAGAGACGAAGCCAAAAUCCCAGAUUACUACCUCUUCCAGAGGCUGCAGCCCUACUGCUGGCUUUGUUGUCGAAACCACAAGAAGAUGGAGAAGAAAAAUUUGAUCCAAGCAGAUUCCUGGAAGACAGUCUGCUUAGCUGGUGAAAAUAUA